This is a messenger RNA of Trichomonas vaginalis G3, 564 nucleotides long. RefSeq lists its product as uncharacterized. NCBI's taxonomy places the organism in Eukaryota, Parabasalia, Trichomonadida, Trichomonadidae. The transcript has a single exon. The coding region runs from base 1 to 564 and encodes 187 amino acids. The record is from RefSeq and is a predicted model, not a curated record.
AUGCUUUUUGCAUUAACUAUGCUCACGACGUCGUCCAUUCGUCGACCAUUAGUUCGGUAUGGUCCAACCCUCAAGGGUCUACCAUAUUUCAAGACUCCUGAAGAAACCAAAGAAUAUCUCAGGCAACACCCAUGGAUUGGUAAACCGAUGUAUUCUUUCAUGAACGCAGAAGAACAAGACGAUUCAGAUAACCUACUUUAUGCACCUUAUUGGGCCCAUCCUGGAUGGCUGGCCAAACAUCCUUAUUUCAAGAACGCAGAAGAACAAGACGAUUCAGAUAACCUACUUUAUGCACCUUAUUGGGCCCAUCAUGGAUGGCUGGCCAAACAUCCUUAUUUCAAGAACGCAGAAGAACAAGACGAUUCAGAUAACUUCAACCCAUUAGUUACCCAAAUCUUAAUAGAACUUGCAAAGCAAAAAGUCCAACGUCUUUUCAGACAAGAAGCAGAGUCAAAUUACCAACCACUUUUAAUUCCAGGAAUUCCAAGUUUCAUAGCAGAAAAGAGAGCUCGUGAAUUUUUAAAAAAGCUUCAAAGAGAAAAACCUGCUUAUUUCAAGAAAUAA